This is a messenger RNA of Pneumocystis carinii B80, 2895 nucleotides long. RefSeq lists its product as hypothetical. Gene Ontology annotation, cellular component: HIR complex; nucleus. Gene Ontology annotation, biological process: DNA-templated transcription; regulation of DNA-templated transcription; chromatin remodeling. Gene Ontology annotation, molecular function: protein binding; nucleosome binding. Lineage: Eukaryota; Fungi; Ascomycota; Pneumocystomycetes; Pneumocystales; Pneumocystaceae. The transcript has 13 exons. The coding region runs from base 1 to 2895 and encodes 964 amino acids. The record is from RefSeq and is a predicted model, not a curated record.
AUGCUAUAUAUUAAGCCUUCCUGGCUCGGUCAUUUUGGAUUAGAUGAGCGAAAUGAAGCAAAAGCUAUUUUUUCGGUUCAUAUUUCGCCUGACGGCUCUAGACUUGCAUCAGGAGGAUUUGGUGGGGGUUCUGUAAAAGAAUUGUGCGAAAAUCCUAAUUUUCUAGACUCAAAAGUGAAGAUAUGGUCAACUAAAGCAAUUCUUGAGGAAGAUAGCAAUGAACCGAAGCAAUUGUGUUCAAUGAGUAUUCAUACUGGUGUUGUUACAACAGUAAGAUUUUCGCCAAAUGGAAAAUAUUUGGCAUCCGGAAGCGAUGAUAGAAUUAUUAUUAUAUGGCAGAUUGAUUCGCAGGGACACAGUGUUGGAAAAAUGUUUGGAAGUAAUGAGACUAAUGUAGAGAAUUGGAGAAGUUUUAGGCGUUUAAUAGGGCAUGAUAAUGAUAUUCAAGAUUUAGCAUGGAUUCACGACAAUUCUAUUUUGGUAAGUGUUGGUUUGGAUAGCGCUAUUAUUGUUUGGCAUGGAUCUACAUUUGAAAAAUUGAAAAAAAUAGAUGCUCAUCAAAGUCAUGUUAAAGGAAUUACAUUUGAUCCAGUUGGAAAAUAUUUUGCAACAGAAAGCGAUGAUAGAACUAUAAAAAUAUGGCGUACUUCAGAUUAUUGUCUUGAAAAAACUGUAUCUAAACCUUUUAAAAAUUCACCAUCUACAACUUAUUUUAGAAGACCAUCGUGGUCACCAGAUGGGUUACAUAUUGCUGGAGCAAAUGCAAUGAAUGGACCAGUAAGUAGUGUUGCUGUUAUUGAACGUGGGACUUGGACAAGCCUUAUUAAUCUUAUUGGCCAUGAAGGUGCAGUAGAAGUAACAUCCUUCAAUCCUAUUAUUUUCCGAAUUCCCAAUACAAAUAAGGAGGAUAAUAAAAUCAUGACAAUUAUUGCAUGCGCUGGACAGGAUAGGACAUUAAGUAUUUGGAAUACGAUGAAUCCUCGUCCUAUUCUUGUUACCCAAGAAAUUGCAGAAAAAAGUAUUGGUGAUCUUUGUUGGUCACCUGAUGGAUUAUGUUUAUUUCUUUGUUCAUAUGAUGGAAGCAUUGUAGCUUGUUUAUUUGAUAAAGACGAAUUUGGAGAGCCAUUGACGGCAACAGAAACAGAAAAAUUGUUAUCUAAAUAUGGCCAUGGACGUCAUGGAGCAGUUCUUCCAGAAUCAACUGCUCAAUUAGAACUUGAAAUAAAAACAAACGAAGCAGAAGCAAAUGCUCAUGUUAAAAGGAUGGAAGACUUAAUGGGUGGAAUUGAACCUGUAAAAGUGGUUUGUACUUCUAAUGAAUCAAAAUCUGAAAUUUCAAAUAAAGAGAUAGAAUCUAUAACAUACACAGAAAAACAUCAAACAACACCGACUUCUAAAGAAUCUCAAAUUAAUACUACAUUAUCAUCUACAUCUUUAAACAAUAUAGAUAAACCUAUACAGCAAAAAGUUUCAAUUACAAAAGAUGGGAAAAAGCGUGUAACACCACAGCUUCUUUCUAGUUUGUCUGACGCUCCUAUUGCAAAUCCUUUAUCUGAGUCACUUUUACAAACAUCUCCUGAAAAAGAAAAGCCUAGCCAAACAUUAGAUUUAUCUAGUCCUUCUUAUGCUCUUCCAAAGGGUGGUAUUCGUUCAUUAAUAAUAGGAAACAAAAGAAAAAAUCACCCAGAAGAAAGUGAAGAACAACAUACAUCUCAAAAGAAAGGAAAAAUGAAACAAACAAAUGAUCAGACAAAAAUAGAUGUGCCUGAAUUUAUCAGGCCUGCUGUUAUUUGUCCAUCUACCAGUGUUUCACAAAUUCGUCUUGGAGUACCUAAAGUCAUUUCAUUCCUCUCAAUGGCUGUUAAUAUUACCAAUAACACUUUAGAUGUUCGAAAUGGUACUGGAGAGCGUAAACCAACAAGAAUAACUGUCUCAAAAAAAGGAAAUAUUUUGUGGACAGAGUUUUUACCUAAGGCUGUUCUUUUGUUAGCAGGAAAUACACUUUUUUGGGCAGUAGGAUGUGAAGAUGGUACUAUUAUUGUAUGGUCGCCUUAUGGUAGAAGAUUAUUUCCAUCUAUUGUAUUGGAAUCAUCUCCCUGUUUUCUUGAAUGUCAAGGUCCAUUUCUCAUGUGUAUUACAUCUAUAGGAUUGCUGCAUGUCUGGAACAUUGUACAUGAAUCAUCGCCUCAUCCUCCAGUUUCUUUAGCUCCUAUCCUCGAUGCGUCUGUUCUCCAGUCUUCCGAAUUAAAGAGUGCACCAUCCAUUGUUUCUGCUUCAAUAAAUUCGCUAGGACAAGUGAUUAUUACACUUUCAGAUGGUGAUGGGUUUACAUACAAUGCAGCUAUGUAUUCGUGGUUAAGAAUAAGUGAAUCAUGGUGGGCAGUAGGCAGUCAAUAUUGGGAUUCAAGUGGCUUUAAAGGAGCAACUGGAAAGUCAGGAAUCAUUGCCAUGCUUGAAAGAAGAACAGAUGAUGAAAUAAUGAAAUUAGGACGUGGGAGAUUUUUGCAAAAAAUUGUUAAAAGUGCAAUGCUUUUAGAAGGUUAUGAAGGCUUUGAGACAAGUGUGAGUAUUAGUCAUUUAGAAAAUCGUCUUUCAUCAGCAGCAAUACUUCAUUCACCAGAUGAAUAUAAAGCCAUUUUAAAUGUAUAUACUCGAAAAAUUGCAGAGGAAAAUAUGAAAGACAAGUUAGAGGAACUUUGUAUGUAUUUACUAGGACCUAUAUUAGAUGACUCUUAUAUUACUUGGAAACCUAAAGUUGCAGGACUAGACAAAAGAGAAUUAUUAAAAGAAAUUUUGAUAACAAUAGGCAAACAACGUGAAGUCCAAAGAAUAACCACUAAAUACAUUGAAGCCCUUCAAGAACUUGAUAAAUCUACGGACAUAUCUACUUCGUGA